Molecule: messenger RNA, 297 nt
Organism: Phytophthora nicotianae INRA-310
Lineage: Eukaryota; Oomycota; Peronosporomycetes; Peronosporales; Peronosporaceae
Exons: 1
Coding region: 1-297 (98 amino acids)
Source: RefSeq, a predicted model, not a curated record
AUGGAGGUUGAACAGCUUGCUCAAGACUUUGAGAACUUGCCAACACUAAUUGAAGAGGAAGGUGGAACGCAGUGGUUUGUCGACAUGAUUUUUAUUGCGAAUCUCAAGUUGUCAGAAAGAUUACUACGACGUUCUGCUAGAGAACUUUUUCCGCAUGUGCGUGUUUUCGGGUUCAUGGUGACAUUUCUGCUGCAGAAGAGCAUAUCGAUCCCAGCACUUCGUCGCGCUGUAGUGAUUAAUUCUGUACACAUUGCCUGUGGAUACACUAGUGGCCAGUUCAAACCCACCUCCUACUAG